CUUUUUCACCGUUGGAUGGUAACGAUCAGCUUUCAAAAUUUUUCGUGCAUAAAGCCCGUACAAACCCGUUCUUGGAAUCAUGGCCGGUGGGGAAAAUGAAGAGCAAUCCGAAAUCGUGGAACAGGAAGAGGAAGUGGUAGAAGAGAUGGAGGAAGCGCUGGAAGAGCUGCAAGAAGAAGAGAUGGAGGAAGAAACGGACGUUUCCCGUAUAUCCGUACUGUCGCAAUCCUUCGAGCCACGAAUGUCGAGCAUUGAAGAAGAGACCGAUGCAACACCAGCCGCGCAAGAACCUGCUCGCGAAACGACACCCUCCGUCACUGCUGGAGGGCCUCAGUAUGAGCGCAUAGAGAAGCUGGCACGCCCGAAGGUGGCCCAUCUGGAGGAAACGCUCGAAAGGCACGGUAGACGAAUGAAGGACGCGGCGAUCGAGCGUAUAAAGGGACUGAUCAGCGAGCUGAGAGGGACGGAAAAGCUUGCAUCGGCAGAAGCGCAACAGUCCGCCAUUAAACUACCCCGAAAUUCCGAGCUGAUCUACAAAAAUUUGCAUUGCAGUUUGCGCAAGGUAGCGUUCGAAACGUUGGCCAAUCGGAUAUUCGACAAAAUGCCCGAGCUAAUUGUAAAGAUGCAGCACAACCGUCCCCAGCGGCUGGCACCGGAAACGAAAGUGCUGUACGAUACGUUGCAGGCCACGCUGCAGUGCUACCUGGGGUUGCCGGAGAGCGAGCACGAGGCGCGUAUUUUCGAACAGCUGUGCUACGGGUUGACCAAGUUCGUGGAGAACAUCAUUGAGCAAGUGCAUCAGGAGCAGCAGGAGCGGGAUGAUGCGGAGGGUGGCAAGUUACGCUAUCCGGUUGCGGUUGAGCUGGGUAGAAAAGCGUACAAGGAGCGUCAGAUGAGAACGGGCAAUUAAAAAAAUGGGAAAACAUUACAUUCUAACAAUAAACGGAACAUCUCUUUAAUCAAUA
Molecule: messenger RNA, 965 nt
Organism: Anopheles gambiae (African malaria mosquito)
Lineage: Eukaryota; Metazoa; Arthropoda; Insecta; Diptera; Culicidae
Exons: 2
Coding region: 80-910 (276 amino acids)
Source: RefSeq, a predicted model, not a curated record